This is a messenger RNA of Nerophis lumbriciformis (worm pipefish), 1125 nucleotides long. The record is from RefSeq and is a predicted model, not a curated record. NCBI's taxonomy places the organism in Eukaryota, Metazoa, Chordata, Actinopteri, Syngnathiformes, Syngnathidae.
AUGUGCCGCGGCGAGUCGUCGUCGGACUACUGUGUGGGUCAGGUGUCGGGAAGUCUGACCCAAAGCAGUGGUGCGGCUUCCGCCUCGCUUUCGGCGCUGUUCGCCGGCGCUGGUGCCGCACCGGCAGCGGGAGUCCUCUUUAAACCAGCUCCGCUGGUAUGUCAGUCACACUGGUCGGAACAGCCUCGGAUUAGCCCGAAAAAAAUGAGAACGUUUAACACCAAAAGCAAGAAAAAGCCUAAAGUAAAAACGGAAGCUGAGCUGAAGCUGGAGAGCAGGGAGGCGAGCCUUCGGAACGCCGACGAGGCCGAGCGAGCGCCCGUCCGGCGGAAGCGGGCCGCGCAAGAAGUGGAGACGGAGGCCGAGCACUGGGCGCUCAAGCGCCAGCGGCAGCGCGAGGACAAGAAGAAAGAGCGAGAGAAGGACGGCAGGACGGCCUUUGUGGGAAAUCUGCCCGGCGACUGCACCAAAAAGACGCUGCUCAAGCUCUUCCGGGCCGACGGCGCCGUGGAGUCCGUCCGCUUCCGCUCCAUGGUGCGAGAGGAUCCGGGCGUGCCUCGGAGAGUCGCCGCCAUCAAGCGCCAGGCUCACCCGUCCGCAGGUCGGGUCAACGCCUACGUAGUUUUCAAGGAGCCAGAAGGGGUCACCAAAGCGCUGCGCAGGAACGGCGUGGAGAUCCAGAAAGAUUUCUUCAUCCGCGUGGACCGAGUGAGCAGCAAGCACGACCACAAGCGCUCCAUCUUCGUGGGGAACCUCAGCUUCGAGCUGCAGGAGUUACCGUUGCGCCGCCAUUUUGAAGAAUGCGGCGCGGUGGAGGCGGUCCGACUAGUGCGGGACAACAACACGGGACUGGGGAAAGGCUUCGGUUACAUCCUCUUUAAGAGUCCGGACUCGGUCCAACUGGCGCUGAAGCUGGACGGUUCCAAACUGGAGGGUCGCGCCAUCCGGGUGAAAAGGUCCACCAAGAUAGAGCGCCGCGCUGCCCCGGCGGUGAAGAAGGGUCCCAAGGUCAAAGGUCGAGGACGCGACAGCUUCAAAGGCGUGAUGGCCGACCCCAGGAAAAAAAACAAAAAGAAAACCGGCAAGAAAAAGCUCAAAAAGGGCAGGAAAUCACUUUCUCAAUAA